Molecule: messenger RNA, 1820 nt
Organism: Verruconis gallopava
Lineage: Eukaryota; Fungi; Ascomycota; Dothideomycetes; Venturiales; Sympoventuriaceae
Exons: 4
Coding region: 233-934 (233 amino acids)
Biological process (GO): cellular response to nitrogen starvation; autophagy of mitochondrion; autophagosome assembly
Cellular component (GO): Atg12-Atg5-Atg16 complex; cytoplasm; phagophore assembly site membrane
Source: RefSeq, a predicted model, not a curated record
UGACGACUUAACCGGAAAAAAUUCAGCUGUCAAAAGCAAGAAUAUGCCCCGUCCUAGACGAGCUAGAUCCGCUCGUUUUCGUCCAAACGAGGCGUUGCUGAUGCGGCCUGAACAUGCCCCGCGCACGGCAUGAGGCCGCCAGCCUGCAGUCGACCGCCGCUCGUCCAUCCCGCAUCUCGGAGUCGAGAUUCGACAGCAUGACACAAAGAGCCCUCCCCGAAAAUCCUUGGUCAUGACCAGUCCUGCCGUCUUGCGCCAGAGCCAGCAGAAGAUCUGGGAAGCGUGCGUCCCGCUCGAGAUCCGGCUGGCGAAGUCAGAAUGCAAGACCUACGACGAGUCGGACCCGUACCUCGUUAUGAUGCCGCGGGUCUCGUAUCUGCCGCUGCUAUUGCCCAAGCUGCACGCUUUCUUCUUAGACCUCCUCAUCAACGAGGACGCCCGCUUCUGGCACGGCUGGUUCUCGUUUGAGAACGUGCCGCUGAAGUGGCAGUUCCCCGUCGGCCUGCUGUUUGACAUAUACUCUGGCAGCAGUGAUCGGCUGCAGGACGAGGACGGCCAGAGCCCCAGGAAAGACGCCAGUCCCGUCGAGCAACGCGUCGGCGGCGCCGAGUCGCCUCGAACGUGGCAGCUCACGGUACAUUUCGACGAGUACCCGGCCGACGUUCUCGUCAGACUCGACCAUGACGCAAAGGUUUUGCGUGACGCCUUCACCAACAGCUACAAGGAGUCAAGUUUCGUGCGCUACUCGUCCACAAAGGUCGUCCAGCGACUGAGCAUGGACGACGCGCUGCAGCUGUGGGAGGCGGUUGAAAAGCGUACGAAGCCUUCCCGCCUCGACCGCACUUCGCGCACGCGCGCCAGACAGAUCCGACGCUUGAUGCUAACCUCGGCCCAGAUGAUUUCGCGCUGUUCUCGCCGAUACAGCAGAAGAUGAUGCGUCCGCGGGACGUGGAGAUCAAAAACAUUGCGCUCAAGAUCUACCUCCCGGCGACAGCCAGCGACGACGACGACGAGAAGAGUUCAACCACGCCCGGCCACCUGCGCGUCAUACAAGGCCUGGUCCCGCCGCAGAUAUCAGCCCGUCAGCCGCAAACACUGGGUACGGCUCUAAACAGCCUCGUCCCUUCCCUGUUCCCGAGCCGCAAGAUGCCACUCCUAGCCCAGCCCGUUCUGCACGGUGCCAUAGUGCCCUUGGGCGUGAGUCUCGACACGCUUUCGGAGAUCGCAUCGUACGCCGACGGCUUUCUGCACAUGACCGUCGCCAUGAUACGAUAAAGACCGGCGUCAGGAAAGCGUCGGAACCUUCAUGCUAGCUUUAACUUCGCGGCGACCCUGCUCUCGACGCGCUGCGGUGUGAGAACGAAAAAGAAAAGAAAAGAAAAGAAAAGAAAAAGCUCAAAUGUCCGUGAGACCCCGGCAGCUUGACACCGAAGCGUUUGGAGGACGUUCGUUUUCAUGGGCGGGAAAGGGAGUUUGCUCCAAGCAAAUAUGACGAUUUCAAGUGCCACCCUACUUGCUUGCUUGGAUUGAGAACAAGUCAGGGGCUGUUGGCCGCUUGUAUCGUCUGACGGGAUAGGAUCAAGAAAAGCAGAAAAAGAGAAAACGAGCAAGUUAAACAGUUUUGUGACCGGUGGAGCGUAAGCUUUGUUCAUAUAUUUUGGCCUGGCCGGCAGAAGGCGCAGUUGAAUCUGGCUAAUUGCAACAUGAUCACGUAUCACACCCGCUUUGUUCGCGAGAGCAGUUCUGAAGCAAAAUUUCGGCAGCGUCUCGCCGCCGUGAGAAAAUUAAAAAAAAAAUCAGCCCCCUCCACUUUCUAUUUU